GCUGAUCCGUUUUAUGAGUCCGGUCCAACUAAAACCCUAGCUCCACAUAUUGGGCAACACCUUUAUAGAAUUGCUGUUGCAGUGUUGUUGCCCUCUCUUCCCACCGUUGCAGAUUCAGAGCUUCCACUGUACUCCUCUCUUUUUUUCUUCCCCUCCUAUAUACGUUUAUAGUUGAUCGAAACUGAUUUAAAGCCUUUGUGUGCUGUGGAUUGUAUACAGGCAGAGAUGAAAGUGGUUGCUGCAUAUUUGCUGGCCGUGUUGGGAGGCAACACCUCCCCCUCCGCUGAGCAUAUCAAAGAUAUCCUCAGCAUUGUUGGAGCUGAAGUUGAUGAUGAUAGGAUUGAAUUUCUUCUUUCGGAAGUCAAGGGAAAGGAUAUAACAGAACUUAUUGCUGCUGGCCGGGAGCAAUUGGCAUCAGUGCCUUCCGGUGGUGGUGUUGCUGUUGCAGCUGUUGCACCUGGUGGUGGUGGGGCUGCUGCUGCCGCUGCUUCUGCUGCAGCUGAGGCAAAGAAGGAAGAAAAGGUGGAGGAGAAAGAGGAAUCAGAUGAGGACAUGGGCUUCAGUCUAUUCGACUAGAUUUGACUUAUGGUUACAUCGCCAUACAUCUGAUUUGGCGCCUUUUUAAAUGGGCAUUUUGUUUUUAUGUUUUUUUUGGCUUUCAGAUUAAUGUAGCACUUGAAUGAUGUUUUGAUAGAUUUGAUUUUUGACCAACUUUCUAUAUUGAAGUGAUUUUUCUGAUUUAA
Manihot esculenta (cassava) is the source of this 743-nucleotide messenger RNA. RefSeq names its product 60S acidic ribosomal protein P2-like. The transcript has 3 exons. The record is from RefSeq and is a predicted model, not a curated record. Gene Ontology annotation, biological process: cytoplasmic translational elongation. Gene Ontology annotation, cellular component: cytosolic large ribosomal subunit; ribosome. NCBI's taxonomy places the organism in Eukaryota, Viridiplantae, Streptophyta, Magnoliopsida, Malpighiales, Euphorbiaceae. Gene Ontology annotation, molecular function: structural constituent of ribosome. The coding region runs from base 226 to 576 and encodes 116 amino acids.